GUUUCAUGUUUGCUGCACGCUUGGCAGCACGGCAGCACUGUCGACAAGUUUGCGUUGGUUGUUUUUGUUGUGGAACGAGUCGAAGUGAAGUGUAUUUGAGCACGAAAAAUCGUCUUUGCGGCAUCUAUCUCGUUUUAAUGUUGAAGAACAUUAUCACAUAACGUCGGAUAUAAUCAUGGACGCGGUUGGAAAGACGAUUGAAAACAGCGAGGCGACGGCACUUUUUGCUCUGGCUGAGCAGGCCGAGGCCGCCGAAGCGUUGCAGACACUUUUUGAAGAACCCUGCAACGCGAGGAGUGUAGAACCUGAUUCAGCACCAGUGGAUUCAGAACCAAGUCAGAGUUUUGAGGCAGAAGUUCAGCCUCCUCCAGAAGAACAAGAACCACAACCUGCGCCAGCAAACGAAGAAUUUGCUCCGAAACCAGAUGCUGUGGAAUUGGAAAUGAAACCACCUUUGAAGAAAGAAUUUCAGCCUGUAAUUGAGCCCUCUCCUGAUAAAUUAAUUGGGCUAAAGCCAGUGGUGCCAGUUCUGCCUGCUAUUGUCUCAACCCCUGUCGCAGUUCAGCCACAACCAGUCAUUAAGACAGACUCUAACCAACGGCGAAGUUCUCGGUCCAUUCGAAGGAGGCGUUUCGAUGAUGAAAUUGUCGAGUCAAGUUUGGGCAGAAGUUUUUCUCUAACACCAUCAACUCCUAAAAGUAGCGUCAAGGCUCAUCUAGCUCAUCUACCAGCUACCUCAAGUCCGCAAACCCCGGCUGCAAAUAGUGCAGCACCCCCGAGCGCAUCUGUGUCUCCCAUAGUUGCUCAAGUAUCAACAGACCUUGUUCCUUCUCCUGCUACUCCAGCUACGCCAGUCUCGACCUCCACUCACACACCAGCAGCAGUUGCUUCGUCGGAAAGAAAGAGACCCUCCAAAGGUGGCAGUCACAAAAAGCGAACAAAGCUGAAGCAGUCGGCGGCCAAAGAUCUGGGAAGGUGGAAGCCUUCCGACGACCUUGCGCUUGUUAUUGGAGUCAUGCAGACAAGCGAUUUAAAAGUGGUUCAUACUGGUGUCAAGUUUUCCUGUCGAUUCACAUUUGCCGAGGUGCAAGGACGAUUCUGGGCUUUGAUGUACGAUCCAGCUGUAAACAGAGUGGCCAUGGCUGCCAUGAGAAAUUUGCAUCCUGAAAUGAUCGCAGCCGUCAAGAACAAAGCUCUGUUCAGUUCGGCCGAGGAAAUUCUCCUGUCCAGAAUCCCAGCGAACUCUCAACCAGAUCUCGAGGUCUUCCAAAAGCUCCUAGACGAAAAUGCUAGUUCAUUUUACGAAAGCAGAACUGCAAAAAUGCUUAACAACCAUUGGCUAUUGAUGCGGCAAUACCAUCUUCUACCUGAUCAGACAAACCAAGGCUCUCAACGGCCAGACCAAACCUACAGUUUGUCGGACACCGAAGACUUGAUGAGGGAUGGUGACCUUACUGAGCCCAGAGAUGAUGCUUUGUGCCAUGAAAUGAGCUUAGCUGACAGAGCCUUGCAAAGACAAGUGAACCGCUUGGAAGCAGAAACAAAGCAGUGGUCAGUUGCGGUCGAGCAUGUCACUGGAAUAGGUCCAGUGGACUUUGACAACCAAACAUUGGCUGUUCUACGUGGCCGAUUUGUUCGCUACCUCAUGAGAAGUCGAGAGAUAACUCUGGGCCGAAUGACGAAAGACCUCAGUGUUGAUGUCGACCUUUCUUUGGAAGGACCUGCUUACAAGGUGUCAAGGCGCCAAGGCACAAUCAGACUGCGGAACAAUGGUGACUUUUUCUUAGUCUGCGAAGGCAAACGUUCCAUAAUGGUUGACGGAAAACCAUUGCUCACUGGAAAGAAAACGAGGCUCAACAACAAUUCAGUCAUGGAGAUUGGAACGUUACGAUUCACAUUCCUUGUAAACCAAGAAUUAAUCGCCGUCAUCAGGCAAGAGGCAGCCAAAAUGAAUUUGCAACCGUUGGCCAGCACUCCACAGAGAGCCUGACGUGUUAAAAACAAAUUAGUUCAAUAAAUAACAGCAUUUGAAAGGUUGUGUAAAAAGCAGGUUGGAGGAUUUCUAAUAUCACACACAAAAAGUUGUCCAAUUUCCCAAUGCAUUGCAACAUUACCAUCUAGUAGAUUAAGGUGGUUUGCCUUCAGCCAGAUGGCGCGCACCGCCAGCCGCUACCUUCCAAUGAGAGGUCAAGAACUCCAAAACAAUUUUUUCACCCUUUUUUAGUCGGCUGGCUGUCUUGCGCGAUCCUGCGACUGCGAGCAAGAAGGCUG
Molecule: messenger RNA, 2271 nt
Organism: Neocloeon triangulifer
Lineage: Eukaryota; Metazoa; Arthropoda; Insecta; Ephemeroptera; Baetidae
Gene: Rcd5
Product: microspherule protein 1
Exons: 12
Coding region: 176-1990 (604 amino acids)
Biological process (GO): positive regulation of transcription by RNA polymerase II
Cellular component (GO): MLL1 complex; NSL complex; Ino80 complex
Molecular function (GO): protein binding; G-quadruplex RNA binding
Source: RefSeq, a predicted model, not a curated record